Aspergillus chevalieri is the source of this 330-nucleotide messenger RNA. RefSeq names its product mating alpha-pheromone PpgA. Bases 1 to 330 code for a protein of 109 amino acids. NCBI's taxonomy places the organism in Eukaryota, Fungi, Ascomycota, Eurotiomycetes, Eurotiales, Aspergillaceae. The record is from RefSeq and is a predicted model, not a curated record. The transcript has a single exon.
AUGAAGUUCACCCUCACUGCUCUGGCUGCCAUGAUUGCUGCCACCGUCGUCCAUGCUGCCGCUAUUCCUGGCGAUGGCGAUUGGUGUGGGUUGCCUGGACAGCAUUGCGGGCAGAUGAAGCGUGCUGUCUCUGGCGCCUCUGAGGUCAAGCGCUCUGCUGAUGCCCUUGCCGAGGCCAUUAAAGAGAUGCCGAAACUUCAUAUCCCGGGCUGGUGUGCUCUCCCUGGCCAGAUCUGCAGCAAGUUCAAGCGCGCUGUCGAGGCUGCUGACGAUGUCAAGCGCUCUGCCGACGCCCUCGCGGAGGCUGCGGCCGCUCUUGAAUCUCACUAG